CGGUAGAACGUCCAGAGAUCAGCUCGAUCCAAAGCUUCGACUUUUCUUGUCAUUUAGGGAGUCGGGACAACACGGUCACACGUUAGAAGGUCCAUGAGGUAAGAGUCUUGUGUCUGGUGGAAAAGAAUGUCACAAAGCAGCUUCAGCGAUACGCCCGCAAAAGAACCAGAAACAAAACAAUUGAAUGUUUCUGAGUAUCCCACUGUACUUGGUGUUCCCACUCAUGUUCUUCAAUAUGGGACACUUGGAGAUUCAGUGGAAUCUCUAGUUCUCAUCAUACCAGGUAACCCAGGUGUACCAGAUUUCUAUGCAGAAUACAUGGAGAUUAUCUACAAGGGCCUGGGAGAGAAGGUUCCUGUAUGGGCUGUUGCACAUGCGGGUCAUGUCCCAGCUCCGAAACAAUACAAGGGGCAAUAUGACCCAGUUGGGAAUCCUUUCACUCUAGAGGGGCAAACACAGCAUAAAGUGGCAUUCAUACAAGAACAUAUCCCCAAGAACUUAAACUUGGUUCUUAUAGGACAUUCCAUAGGUUGCCAAAUCAUCAUAGAAAUUAUGAAGAGAUUGCCAAAAUGGAACAUAAUCAAGUCUUAUUUAUUAUUUCCAACCAUAGAGAGAAUGGCGGUGUCCCCUCAGGGCCAGUAUGCCACCCCUCUCUUGAGGUAUGCCCGCUGGCUAGCCUAUCCGCUCACCCUAGCAGCAUCAUAUUUACCUAAAAGUCUUCAGGAGGGAAUCAUAAGGAAGUACAUGAGUCAACGAAAUGUUCCUGAGUGUACCAUUAAAGGUGCUCUGUGCUUAUUUGAUGCAGCAUGCCAACAGAACUCAAUGUACAUGGCUAAUGAUGAGAUGCAACUUGUUAGAGAGCCAGAUCUACAGGGUAUCAGAGAAAACUUGGACAAAAUUCUGUUUUAUUAUGGACUCACUGACCACUGGUGUCCAGUAGAAUACUACCAUGACAUGAAAAAGAUUUUUCCUCAGGGUAAUAUAAUACUAUGUGAGAAAGGGUAUGAACAUGCCUUUGUUUUAGAGUCAAGUGUUGGUAUGGCCGAGUUGACCAUAGAAUGGUUGAAAUGUGAUCUAGAAUAAGGAAAUUUAGAGGAUUUUUACUCCCUUCUUAAUUUAAAUUUGGCAUACAACUCCUUUGCCUGCCUUUAUGUAUGCAAUAAAGAGGAGUAUUUACUCUACUAUGAACAAAUGAAGGGAACAAAUUAUAUUGAAUGUCAAUUUUAAAAUUAUUUAUUACAUUUACAUAUAAUAUGUAUGUUUAACAC
Owenia fusiformis is the source of this 1268-nucleotide messenger RNA. The record is from the annotation of a GenBank genome assembly. Lineage: Eukaryota; Metazoa; Annelida; Polychaeta; Sabellida; Oweniidae.